AUGUUCUACACAAUGUACCUGUCAAGCGUCUGCCAACGCCGCCAAUGGCCCUCCCCCCUCUACGAACCCUACCGCACGCCUUCGGGCCACUACUGCAAAGUCCGCGUCAACAACCGCGAAUACACCACCGAAGUGCCCUACUCCUCCGAAGCCUUGGCCCGAGACGGCGCCGCCCAAAAAGCCUAUAUGAUCUGUCGCAACUUCUCCGUCAACGACGGCAUGUUCCCCGGUCAGAGAUCCGGGAGCGCGAUCCAAGGGCUUCCGGUCGCGAUUGGGACGGGGAGGGGAAGGACGGGGAGUGAGGGGAGUAGUAGUAGUGGGGGGGAUAGUCCGAGGAGUGAGGAGGAGGAAGGGUUCGAAUCACAGCAGCAGGUUUCGAUGAUGAUGAAAUCUAGUAGUAGUAGUCGGAGGAGGAAGAUGGAUGAGGAUGAGGAUGUUUAUUUUUGUUAUUGUCGUCGUGCGCGUGUGAUGAGGGCUUAUGGGAGGUGUGGGUUUUGUUUGGGGGAGAAUGGAUGGGCGUGAAUAAUAACAACUACUUACCUGGCAUGAUGGGAGGAAGAUGUUUUUACUG
This is a messenger RNA of Pseudocercospora fijiensis CIRAD86, 571 nucleotides long. RefSeq lists its product as uncharacterized. The transcript is spliced from 2 exons. NCBI's taxonomy places the organism in Eukaryota, Fungi, Ascomycota, Dothideomycetes, Mycosphaerellales, Mycosphaerellaceae. The record is from RefSeq and is a predicted model, not a curated record. Bases 1 to 522 code for a protein of 173 amino acids.